Molecule: messenger RNA, 1590 nt
Organism: Hyaloperonospora brassicae
Lineage: Eukaryota; Oomycota; Peronosporomycetes; Peronosporales; Peronosporaceae
Source: the annotation of a GenBank genome assembly
AUGAAAACGGCUUUCUCCGUGGCGCUCUUCGCCCUUGGCACGACCCUAAGCGCCCAGUGGGUAUACACGACCAGCGGCAAAGCAGUUCGCUGCGAAGACGACCCGCAGCUGUCCCACGCACGCGACCGCUUUGGGGUAUCUGGUAACGGCUUUGGCGGUGCAGUUGACACUGACGACACGUCCGACGACGAUCCGAGUUCUGCUACGGGCAAAUACGUCCGUCUCCUUCGAUGCGGUAGCAAUAGCACCAGCAGCAGCAAAGACGAGUCGACGGUGAGCCGCCCCCGGCGCAGUUUGUUGUCCUUCUCGUCUUUGAAUACGCCUUCGCCUUCUGCUGCUUCUGCUUCUUCGUUCUCAAAGGUGACGCGGCUGAGCGUGCGCGUGCAAGGCGACAAACCCGACUGGGACGCAAAGCACAAGCGCUUCGUGUCGUCGUUCUACGACAAGUUUGACGACAAGGACCGGGCCGCACUCGAUACGGUCAACAUGGCGUCCGUCGAAGGAGCGCUCAAGUACGUCCAGGCCGAGUGCAUCAAUGCGUCGGUCGUGACCAACUGCACGCGCAAGAACGGCGUCAAGUACGUCGUCUUUUACCAGACGACAGUCGUACAGCCUCGAGCUGCGAUGAAGCACUACGCCAAUGCUAUGGACGAGCACGACUUUGCCCUUGAGAGCUGUCCGUUCGUGCCAUUAGACGGCGGACGGUGCAACCCGAACGCCAAAGGCGCGUUCCCGAAAGAGUGCAACCAGUACAUUGGAGCUGCUGGGGAGCCCAAGUUGGGCUUUUGCGUCGGAGGUACGUUGCAGGACAACGAGGCCAUUGCACCGUAUCCGCACAACUACUGGUUCUCGUUCCCGAAUAGCUGUCCCCAGCAGCUCUGGGACAAGAAGACUGACGCCUGUCGCAAGAAGUACCCGGGCGGCUUGUGCCCUCUCGGUGUCGAACCAGAUGGCGUGACCUGCACGUUUUCGUACGAGAUCUUAGGCUACAUCCUGCUCGACGACGUCGUCGGGAUCACGUCCAUGGUCAACCCAAAGACCAAAAGAAAGUUCGCCGACUACUACGAGUUCUGUAAGGCCGGCGGCGUGGAGUUCAGCGCCUCCCUCUCGAGCUCGCGCGGUGGUGUGAAGAUGCAUCGAGGACUCGAGUUCUGGGCCAAACCUGGCGAUCGGAACGCGAAUGCUGCACGUGUGAAGAAGCUCGUGUCUUCGUACGCUGCGGUUGUCUCGAAAAGGCCCAAAACGAAGGAAGGCGGGAUCAUGCGGCCACUGCCAACGAUUUCGGAGCUCUUGGCAAAGAAUCCGUCGUGUUCGGCCAACAGUUCACUCUGUGCCAAGUCGGAGUUUGGCUGCAAGCGCUCGUACUUUUCCCAGAUUUGUCAACGCUGUACGUCAAAGGAUUCAAACUGUGAAAAGAAGUCAAAGAAGUCGAAGAAGGAGAAGGAGGAGGAGAAGAAGAGGAAGAAGGAGAAAGAGGAGGAUAAGAAGAGGAAGAAGGAGAAGGAGGAGGAGAAGAAGAGGAAGGAAGAGGAGAGGCAAGAGAAGGAGAAGAAGGAGGAGAGGGAGAACGAGAUGAAGGAGAAGGCAUGA